UGAAUUCAGUCGUACUUGGUGUGUCGAACUUUGCGUGUAUCGGUGUCGUUUCUCCGGGUCUCUUUCGAAUUCAUUCGUUUCCCGCUCCACUGAGACUGGAGUUGUGCAUGCCAACAAUGCCAAUGGCUACAACCACGAAAAUUAGAUAUUUAACGUUUCCUGUCAAUUUUUUGGUGAUCACAGCUUGACGAGUGACGUGACUGGGCGAGAAGCAUUUUUGUCAUUCGAACCGUGACUCAGGUUGCUAGAAUUUUAGUAAGAGUGGAUUUGCGAGCCGGAUAGAUCUCUUAGAAGAAGAAAUAUGUGUCUCUCCUGAGAGGCAUCACCUGAAAAAAAAGUUAGUCAUCAGAUCCGGACGCAGAAAACUAUUUUAGGUAUUCCUCACUCCUGAAUGCGAUCAAGCCCCAAGUGGAGGCCAAGCUUGGCCAGAGCUGAAGCCAUCUUGGCCGAUUACUUCGCCGCCACGUCUGCAGUGGUGGAAGUGCCUUCUUCACCAUGGGAUGGGACGCAAUUGCCGCAGAAGCCUCGGAGUCUUCGACCACCCAAUCCACGGAGGAUAGGCCACCCCGGCCAAGGCCAACCUGUUCAGCAUCCCCAAAUAGUUUUGCUCGGCCACGACGACGACGACUUCGACAGCCACGAGGUUGCUUGUCGUCCGUGCGUUAUUUGAGUGUCCUCAGUGUUGUUCUCGGACUCUGGCUGAAAUUGGACAUGGCCUUGGCCUUUUGCCCGAGUCUGUGUCAUUGUGAUGAUGAGAAACUGAUCGUGACCUGCAUUAAAGCCGGCCUAGAUGUCAUGUCCAACAGUCUCAAUCCCGGUCUCAAAACUAUUGUCUACAAAUACAACGAUUUUCCCACCGUGGAUGUGUCCAUGAGGUUUCUCCGUCAAUUGGUGGAGGCCGACCUCAGUCACAACAAGAUAGUGACCAUCAGCAAUAAAGCGUUUUCCAGCCAGGUGAACCUGAAGCACCUUCGCCUCGAGAGCAAUAAAAUCAGUCAAGUCAACAAUCUCACCUUUUACGGACUCCGGCAAUUAGAGGUGAUUUCUCUCCGUGGGAAUAUCAUCGAGUCCUUGCCCGACGACCUCUUCGAAUACUGUCCCAAACUCAAAGAGAUUGACUUGAGCCAAAACAGGAUUGCCGACAUCCAACCCACCGCUUUUAAAGGUCUGAGCGCACUGCGCAUCCUCAAUCUGGCCGACAAUCUGCUCACGUCUGUGCCUUCGGCAGCCUUCCAAAGUCUGCCUCAUUUAGCUGAGCUUCGUCUCUCGGGGAAUCCACUGACAACCAUCGGCGAGAGCGCAUUCAUCUCCUUCCAAAGCCUCUCCAUCCUGGACCUGUCAUCCACGAGGCUGCGCUCAUUAAAGUCUGUCUCGCUUCAAGGCCUGGGCACCCUCCGCCAUUUGGAUCUGGCCGACAACAAUCUGUCUUCCAUUCCGAGCGAGGCCUUGAGCCAAGUGUCGCAUCUUGAGAGCCUGGACUUGGGCCGGAACCCUUUCCAAGUGGUACAUCCCAAUGCCCUGGGCCAUCUCCGUGGCCUUAAGAAGCUCGCCCUCUCGGGUUGUGGCCAGUUGGUCCAGAUUGCCUCCCAGGCUUUCCGUAAUUGCAUUGACUUGGAGCAUGUGACAAUUAGCCUUAAUCACCGCCUCGCCUCCUUGGCGGAUGACGCCUUUGAUCCCGCUGUGCCCAAUCUACGCUUCCUCAAUCUGGCCGGAAAUGACCUUCGCGCCUUGAGCGAGACCUUGGUCCCCUGGCACCAGCUUCGCGAAUUGGACCUCUCCAAUAACCCGUGGAACUGCAACUGUAAUAUGGCCUUUUUGCCUCGGAUCCUGGCCCAUUUUCAACACCAUCAUCUUCAACAACAACAACAGCAACAACUGCAACGACCGCAACGACAGCAACAGCAGCCAUCAUUGUCGGUCCUAGCUGAGGCAGCCGAGGACAACGAAACUCAAGACCCUACUGCUCGUGGUCGGGCCAUUUUCCGGGAUGGCAUUUGUGCCGCACCAUCCAUGUUCAAGGACACGCCCCUCUCCCGAUUGGAGACAUCCGUGGUGCGCGAGUCUCUUUACUGUGAUACCACACUCUCUUCCAUUGGGGCGGCCCAACCUCACGGGGGCGGUGUCAUGCUGAUGCCAGAUCAGUCCUCGCCCACCACGCCCCACUCAAGUCAAAAUGGCGCGGUAGCGGGUGGUGGGACUACUGUCCUGAGUGGGACAGGCCUGUCCAAAGAGGACAUGUUUCGGCGUUCCAACGCCACGGCUGUGAUAGUUUCCAUUUGCGUUGUGAGCAUUACGCUCCUCCUGGCUGUGAUCAUCCUCCUCGUGAUGAGGUGUCGAGGGGAGUGGCCUUCGUGGAUGCCUCUGUGCCUUGGGCGACGCAAGGAGCACCCGAUCAAGGCCAACCACGCCAUAUACAUCGGGACUACCAACUCCCAUCACCACCACCACCACCAGAACCAUCAUGAUCCGUACAUGCGCCAUCAUGACUACAUGCAAACGCCCUCCUAUUCCUGCGAGGACGAGCACUAUUACUACGUGGCCACCAUGCAAAACCGAAUGACAGCGGGGAAACAUAUUCCCGUGACUGAGUUGUGAAAACCCAGCCUCGUCUCCUCCUCCUCCUCCUCCUCCAACCACACUUUUUCCACAUGUGUCUCGAGUAUGUACGCAUGUGAUAUGGCGUGUCGAUUAGUCACCGUGACAUUCCCGCUCACCUAGAGGAAUACGAAAGAAGAACGUGGUCGUGUGGUGCCAAGGAUAAGGACCAGCAGAAGCAUCAACCACAACAUGGAGAUAUGAUUGGUGGGUCUCAAUUGGGUUCUGCCUAUGUUCCUCCCAUGUGAAAUAUGGCCCGAAGAGUCUGUCAGAGGGACCAGUGUGACACAUUAAGGAAGUUGCCAUUUGCAUGUGAUAUUGUCUUCUCGUUGGAACACGACCCAAUCUCGCCCACUCUCCCACAGAGAUUCAGGAGGACCAUGUUUUUUUUGUGUGUGCGGUGGAACUGUUUCCGAAAAAAAGCAAAAAGAUCCCCGCCAUUCUUUCCCUCCUUCUGGGGCUAUUCUGGUCUUCAUGCGGCUACUGGCUGGUCCGUUGGGUUGUGCACGAGUUAUGAGGGAUGUGGCCCGACUGGUUUUGUUCCUGGCACGGAUGAGUCCCUCGCAAUGAAUUGUGUGCCACGCUGAGCGAGCGCCUUCGCCAUUGUUCCAUGAUAGGCGCACAUUGAACAACCACAACUGCUGCAAAUACAAAAACGGCAACGAGGGAGUUUUCCAUUCCAUUCUCAUGCAGAUUUUACUGCCCUAGAGUUCAAAAUGAAAUAUGCUCAUCCAGUUUUAGUCAGACAAGGUUUAUUUACAUGAUAGCAAUUAUUUUUGCCAGUCUCUGAGCGCAAGGAAGAGGAGCAAAAGAGGGAAAAGUCGUAGAAAGAAAAGAAAAGGAGGAAAAGGAAAGCGCUGAUGAGGUGAAUGUUUAUCCUUCAUGACGGAUGCUGCCGAACCAGCGGUACCUGCUUUCAUUAAGAAAAAGCCCAUUAUUGAUACCGCGUUGAACUUCAUCGUUAUGAAAUUGCUGAAAAAAAAUAUUUUUCAUGUCUUUCAUUACCAAUUACAUGAUUAUGCCGCCUCACCACCGUUAAGCCCAUUGAUUAUCCACCUUGUAGCUCUCUUGCUCUCAUCAUGUUCUAUAUCCAUUAUUCCUCCUUCCGGCCUCAGGCCCAUAAAUUGUAUAUGCAUUCAACAGAAAUAAAUUGACCCUAUUACCAGUUAAAA
Tigriopus californicus is the source of this 3767-nucleotide messenger RNA. Its product is annotated as carboxypeptidase N subunit 2-like. NCBI's taxonomy places the organism in Eukaryota, Metazoa, Arthropoda, Copepoda, Harpacticoida, Harpacticidae. Gene Ontology annotation, molecular function: protein binding. Gene Ontology annotation, cellular component: extracellular matrix. Bases 496 to 2595 code for a protein of 699 amino acids. The transcript has 4 exons. The record is from RefSeq and is a predicted model, not a curated record.